AUGGCCAGCACCGUCUCAGCCUACAAGGAGAAAAUGAAGGAGCUGUCUCUGCUCUCCCUCAUCUGCUCCUGUUUCCACACCCAGCCCCAUCCCAACACCAUCUACCAGUAUGGAGAUAUGGAGGUGAAGCAGCUGGAUAAGAGGGCAUCAGGCCAGAGCUUUGAAGUGAUCCUGAAGUCCCCUUCAGAUUUAUCUCCUGAGAGCCCAAUCCUUUCCUCUCCUCCCAAGAAGAAGGACCUGUCCCUGGAGGAGCUGCAGAGGAGGCUGGAGGCUGCAGAAGAGAGGAGGAAGACCCAGGAGGCGCAGGUGCUGAAGCAGCUGGCGGAGAAGCGGGAACACGAGCGGGAGGUGCUGCACAAGGCUCUGGAGGAGAACAACAAUUUCAGCCGCCUGGCCGAGGAGAAGCUCAACUACAAGAUGGAGCUGAGCAGGGAGAUCCGUGAGGCACAUCUCGCUGCCUUGAGGGAGCGGCUCCGCGAGAAGGAGCUUCAUGCAGCCGAAGUCCGCAGGAACAAGGAACAGCGGGAGGAGAUCUCUGGAUAA
This is a messenger RNA of Cinclus cinclus, 543 nucleotides long. RefSeq names its product stathmin 3 (gene STMN3). NCBI's taxonomy places the organism in Eukaryota, Metazoa, Chordata, Aves, Passeriformes, Cinclidae. Gene Ontology annotation, biological process: neuron projection development; microtubule depolymerization; regulation of microtubule polymerization or depolymerization. The coding region runs from base 1 to 543 and encodes 180 amino acids. Gene Ontology annotation, molecular function: tubulin binding. The record is from RefSeq and is a predicted model, not a curated record. The transcript is spliced from 5 exons. Gene Ontology annotation, cellular component: cytoplasm; neuron projection.